Messenger RNA from Cuscuta epithymum, 2064 nucleotides. Lineage: Eukaryota; Viridiplantae; Streptophyta; Magnoliopsida; Solanales; Convolvulaceae. The record is from the annotation of a GenBank genome assembly.
UCAGAAUCAGUUUUGCACACACCCCAGAAAUUCCAAACAUUUAUGGGGAUUCUUUCUGGAAGUUCACUUACUCACUCAGACUGAAAGAUUCCAAGGCCAAUGUCGAACAUCCUCGGGAUUAUCGGAGAUCACCUUGUCAUCACUCAACACCUCCUCUUCACACUCCUCUGCAUCUCGGUAAUACAUAUUCUAUACGUUCAUACUUCAUAGUAUGCCUGCACAUCUCUCUACAGCUAUAUGUAUAUGUAUAUACAUACGUGUGUGUGACUGUGUGUAUAAUAUUUGGUCCUCUGAGUUAUUGAUCUGCUGUUGGGUUUCCCUGAAGAAAUUCUUGCAGGUCUUUAGGUCUCUCUGCUGCGCGAUUGUUUGAAAUUUUAUUUGGCAUUUAAAAUGGAAAAUUAAAAGAAAGACCUUGUGAAAUUUCUUUCCAAUCGGUAUUGUAAAAGAGAUAGUUUUUUAGUCUUAAAGCUUGUUUUUAGUGUAAGAGCUGCUUGAGGAAGAUGUAAUUUUAUUGAAAUAGUUGAGCUGGUUGAAGUUGCUGAAACUGUGGCUUGAAGUGGCCAACAAGGUUGAACUAAUUCGAAAGAAGUUAUAAUAUACGAUAGUAUAUCUUAAUUAAACUAAAUGAAAUAAUACCCAUUUCAUCGAAAAAUCACUCAUUUACUACUUUCUUUUCCAUUACCUACCUAUCAUGGCAACUAUUGCACUGAAAUAAUUUAGCGUUUCAUAGAAAUCUGAUUUGUAAAGCUCAUAGCAAAACAAACAUACGAAAGGGACACAAAAUUCAGUCAGUCUGAUGCAAUGGAUUUCAGGUCACCUCUUCUAUUGUAUAUUUAUAUCUUUUACUUUGGUCGUUUGCUCAUUUUCUCUGUGAGUUGUAUCUUUUACAUAGGCAGUUGGAAGUGAAUCGGAGAAGUCACAACAGUACCCUUUAGUUGUAAGCACUUGGCCUUUCGUAGAAGCUGUUAGGGCUGCCUGGAAGGCCGCUGAUAGCGGUUUGUCAGCUAUGGAUGCAGUGGUGGAAGGCUGUUCCACUUGUGAGGAAUUACGGUGUGAUGGCACAGACAUACACAGGUGACAAUGGAAGUUGGAGCUGUUGGUGCUAUGAGGUAUGUGAAAGAUGGAAUAAAAGCUGCAAGGCUGGUGAUGCAAUAUACCAAACACACUAUGCUUGUUGGGGAGCAAGCUUCGGUCUUUGCCCUUUCCAUGGGCCUUCCUGGGCCUACAAACCUAAGCUCAGCAGAAUCAAUAGAAAAAUGGAUGAAAUGGAAAGAAAGCAAUUGCCAAUCUAAUUUUAGAAAAAAUGUCUUCCCUGUGGAUAACUGCGGCCCAUACCAUCCUAAGCGUUCUCUCUACCAGGAUGAGCAUAUAUGCUCCACAAGGCCUACUCAAUCAGGGUCAUUUCAUAUAAACCGUAACAACCAUGACACAAUCUCAAUGGCAGUUGUUGACAGAGAAGGGCAUAUUGCUGUUGGAACCUCAACUAAUGGGGCAGCAUUCAAGAUUCCUGGAAGGGUUGGUGAUGGACCUAUUGUUGGGUCUUCAGCAUAUGCUGACUCUGAAGUUGGAGCUUGUGGGGCAACUGGGGAUGGUGACAUCAUGAUGCGUUUCCUACCAUGCUAUCAAGUUGUGGAAAGUAUGAGAUUAGGCAUGGAACCCAAAGUUGCUGCUCAAGACGCAAUAUCACGUAUAGCGAGAAAAUUCCCAGGCUUCAUGGGGGCAGUGUUUGCUGUCAACAAGAAUGGUGUUCAUGCCGGUGCAUGCUAUGGAUGGACAUUUCAGUACUCUGUAAUGAAACCUGGAAUGGACGGUGUUUAUGUCUUCACCGUUUACCCUGAAACCAUGACUGUGUGACAAAGAUGCCCCCAAGUCGCCAACUUCCCUUUUCAAGUAUGCAAUGUGGAAUUCAUUGCAGUUCCUUUGUUGUAAUAUUAAUUUGCUAGGCUAGAAGAAUUCCUCAAUUCAUAUCAACAGAAACUAAAAACGAUGUUGUUUAGAAGUUAAUAUUUUUUCUUGAAAGGGCUGAAAGGAAGAUAAAUGGCAUAUGGACUUCAUUAUAUGACA